Molecule: messenger RNA, 2731 nt
Organism: Pelagomonas calceolata
Lineage: Eukaryota; Pelagophyceae; Pelagomonadales; Pelagomonadaceae
Source: the annotation of a GenBank genome assembly
CGCGGCGCGUCGCGUUAUUGGGGCUGGGUGCCUCUACCUCGUUCUACCUUGGGACGGCUGGCUCGCCGGGCCGGGCAGCUUUGUCGGUACAGCCGCGUUGCUGGUAAGGCGUGGGGCAGCCUCCAACGCGCGCGCAGGCCGCGUUGCCCCGGCUUUUUAUCAGCGCCGGUCGCGCUAUAGUGUCGGGCUUUGUAACUCCCGUGCGGGUUCGCGGGGCGUCGGAUCCGUCCCGGGCUGCCGGGCGGAACCGUGCAGGGCGCCGGAGGUGUCGUCGGAGAACCCGCGCGCGCCUGAGAGUCAAUCGAGGCGGCGUCCAAGACGCCAUUUACGGCAAAUUCCAAGCGCGGCAUAGGUGUUGAGGACACAUCACUCGUCGCUGAGCACCGCUGCGGCUGUUUCUUGUGACAGAAAUUGCAGCGCAAGUAGAAGGCAAAAAGAGGCACACCCCUAAAGGAGGUCUCUGUAGCCAUCUGAAAAGGGAGCGAUGCGCCAGGACCUCCUCGACCUCGACCCCUUCAGCGCCGCGCCCUCUGUCCCACCGGACGUGCGCCAGUUCGCCGAGCUCACGGGCGUCGACCACGCGACAGCGACGCGCUACCUCGACGCCGUCAAGGCGCACGGCGGGGGUCUGGAGAGCGCGCUCGACGCUUUUUUUGCGCAGGGCGAGGCGCCGCCGUCCAGACCGCAGGCGCGGCGCGGCACCACGGACGAUGAAAUGGCGGCGCGGCGCCUCGAGGAGGACGAGCGGCGCCGGAGCGGGCGGCACAACUCGCUGGAUGAAGUGGUCGGGAAAUUAAGGGAGAUGGGCUUCGAAGCACCCCUAAUCUUCGAGGCCGCCGAGCGCUGCGACAACCUGGAAGCGGCGACGCAGUACUGUUUGAGUGGCGGCGCGGAACAGCCUACGCCGGUCGUGGCGACGGUGCCCGUCGCGACGGCUGUGAACACAACAAGGCCGCGCGCAAAUUCACAACAGCGCUCCGUCGCGCGCGAGUACGACUCUGCGGCCCGCGUGAAAAAGGCCGGCAAAUUAUACAAGCUUAGUAGAGCAUCUUCACUACGAGGCGCGCGCUGGCAGCGCCGUUCAUUCAUAUUGCGCAACUGCGAGCUCGGGUACGCCGAGGACGCGGCGCCACACGACGCAGCAUUACAACAAGCGCCCCUGAAGGGCGUGAGCGUCUGGGGCUGCUACGCGCUGCGCGAGCCGGCACACCAGGGCAAGGCUCACGUCUUCGCCGUCUAUAGCACGGCGGCCCAGGCCGCGUCGCAGCCGUCGGCGGCGCCGCGGACGACGCUCGCGAUGCUCGCGGCCGACGACGCGGCGACGGCGGCCGACUGGUGCCGCGCCAUCUACGCGGCAGCCGGGCGCGCGGGCAUGCUGCUGCGCGUGGGCGAGGACUCGGACGCGGCAACCCUACUAUGCGUGUGCUGCGCGGACUCGGCGGAGGUGUCGCGGCACCUGCGCGCGGGCGGCGACGACGGUCGCGUCGUCGUCUCAAGGGUAGGCGGCGCGCUGGAGCGCGUCGGGUUAAGGGUAGGCGACGAGCUCACGGCGCUGGACGGGCAGCCGAUCCCGUACCUGGACGCGGACCGCCUGGGCCGGCUGCUGGCCACGGCGCGGCGGCCCUUCGAGCUCACGGUCCGGCGGCCGCGCGCGCCGCGGCGGCCGAGCGGCGCGGGCGGCGCGCCGCCCGCGGCACCGGCGCCGGCGCCGCCCGCGCGGCCCGUCGUCGACCUGCUGGGCCUGGACCUGGAGCCCGCGCCGGCGGCGCCGGCGCCGGCGCUGCCCGAGCCGGCGCCGCUGCUCGCCGUGCCGCCGCCGGCGGCCGACGCGCCCGUCGUCGCGGCCGUCCGGUCCGCGCUCGACAACCAGGCCGAGGGCAAGCGCUGCGCAGCCCGCGGCGACGCCGCCGGCGCCGCCGCGGCCUACCGCCGCGUCGUCGACGACCUGCUGCGGGCGCAGCCGCUCUACGCCGCGUCCCCUGCGAACCAGGCGGCCGUCGCGAGGGCGCUGCCGGGCGUCGACCUCGCGGCGCUCUACGACGAGGCCGUCGCCGGCGUCCGCGCCGGCGAGCGGCCCGCGCCGGCGCCGGUGGCGCCGGUCGCGCCAGUGGCGCCGGCGCCGGUCGUCCCCGCGCGGCCGCAGCUGAGGAGCCUCGCGUCGAUGUCGCGGGACGGCCACGACCCGUUCGCCGACGUCGAGCUGCCCGCGGCGCCGGCGCCCGCGCCGCCUCCGGCGCCCGUGCAGCAGCCGGCGUGGGCGGCGCCGCCCGCGCCCGCGCCGCCGGUCCCCGCGCGCGCGGCGAUGCCGCUGCCGACGCCGCCUUCGGUGCCGGCGCAGCCCAAGGCGGCGCCGUGGCCCGCGGCCGCGGCCCUCGCCGCGCCGGCGCCGGCGCCGCGGCCCGCGGCGGUGCCGCUGCCCGCCGUCCCGGCGCAGCCGAAGCCGCCGUCACCACCACCCCAGCCCGAUCCGGCGCCCGUCGCGGCGAAGCCGAAGCCGCCGCCACCACCACCGAAACCGAAACCGCCGCCGCCGCCGCCGCGCGCCCCGGAGCCGCCCUCGCGGCCCGCGCGCGUGGCGCACCCGUACGACGCCGCGGAGCCGUGGCAGCUGUCCGCCGCGGAGGGCGACGCCGUCAACAUUCUCGAGACGCACGAGGACGGCUGGGCGGACGUCGUCACGUCGGACGGGGCCCGCGGGAUGCUGCCCGUGUCGUACCUCGCCGAGGAGUGA